GUACGAUCCUAUGGUAGGAUGUUUUGGUCUCCGGUAUUUAGGGCUCGGAUGCACACACUGAUAUGUUUAUGCCAAUACCACUGACCUGAGCAUUUGAGCGAGCCGUAAGCACCGGACAGGAAUACUCUGCGUAAACCAGAAUAUAAUUUUCUAGAAGAGUUGUGCAGAGCCGUACUGGAUUUACAGAACAUAUGUGCCGUGCAAGCAUCAUGCAAGCACUCAGCCAACGUGCGGUCUAGUGCUGGGGCUCGCUGAGAACAGAAACAGUUGCUUAUAAUGCCCCUGCUUUUGGGGGAUGCCGGCCUUACCAGAGCUCGCGCUGUAGUUUGCUUGCGCCGAGGACUCGCCAGCUGGAGAUGUUGGUCGCCUUCCGGCCGCCAAGGCUACCGCACCAAACAUCCCUUGUAUCUAGCUCCGACGCGCCCUGCUCCUUCUCCGCCAGGCCCUGAGGUUCUUGCAGCCGCUGCAGAGGAGGGGCCCCGACCAGGCAGUACGUCCUAUGACAGGGGUAGUGUUAUGAGGAGCAGGGCAGCAUCGUUGGGGCCCGGGCAUGGAGCAGCUGGGAGCAGCGGUGGCCGCGGGGAGGCUGGCCGGCGCUCGGGGCCGCUGCGAGACCGUGAGAGAGGAAGUAGGGGCAGGGGACCCGGCAGUGGUGCUGGGGAUGCCCGGACUGACCGUGUCUCUGGCAUCACACACUUGCCCACCCUCGUGGCCAUCAUCGAGGAGAACGCGCCAAAGUGGUCAGCAGCUCGUGACGUGUCAAGCCUUCGUGCUGCCUUCCUCACCCUAGCCAAGCUCGGCUCCCGCCCCGGUACUGACACUCGGCUGCUGCCGCGCGCCCUCACCACCCUGGCAGCCGCCUACGUGCCACUGGUGCCGGGACUGAGGGACGCAUUUUCCUGCACAGGCCCCCUGUAUGCCUGUGCCAAGCUGGGCUUCUGGGAGGGGCAGCUGGCAGCAGCACUGCUGGAGCGGCUGGGGCUGGAUGGCGGGGAGCUGCUGCAGCGGGCGGAUGGGAAAGGGCACGGCAACCUGUGGUGGUCGGUAUCAGUUGCUCCCAAGCAGCUCGUGGCUCUUGCGGAAGGGGCCCUGCAAGUAAGCAGCACAUGCCUCACACUAAAGAACCCCUCACAGCUCGCCUCACAGUCCUGCUCGAACAUCCUGCUGGCGUGUGCCCGGUUGCAGCGCCGCCACGACCCCCUGCUGCACCACCUGACCGCCUGCCUGGUACAGCUGCCUGAUGCCGAGUGUCAGCAUCUGGCCAACUCGCUGUAUGCGCUGGGUGAGCUUGCUGAGGACUGCGGCCACAAGCCUCGGAAGCAGGACCUGCAGCGCCUGGGAGGUAGGGUACUCGAGCGAAUGCAGCAGCAGCAGGGCAGCGGGCGUCAAAAUGGCAGCCUUGGCAACCAUGACAGCUUCACACCACAGCACCUAUCCAACAUGCUGCUGGGGUGUGCUAAGCUAGGCUUCUCCGACCCCGGCCUCCUCCACUCCCUUGCUGCUGCACUAGGGUGCUGCAGCCAGCUGGCCAGAGAACAAGAGCUGGCCAACUCGUUGUAUGCACUGGCUGUGAUGGGGUGCACAGGACCCCAGUACACCUCGAGUGUGAAGCAGCUGUAUGCAGAGGUGCUGCACCGCCUGCACAGUCAGCCCAGUCGGUUCGUUCCUCAGGAGCUGUCCAACAUCCUGUGGGCCCUGGAGCGGCUGCAGCCAGAUGGCAUGGACACGCUAGUGCAGGCCCUGGCAGCAGAGUGCAGGCGCCGCCAAUUUGUUAGCUUCAAGCCUCAGGACCUCAGCAACACUGCCUGGGCCCUGGCCAAGAUGGGUUACAGCGACCAAGACUGGUACGAGGCAGUCGUCACAGCAGCCAGUGCCCCAGGCGCCAUGCAAGGGGCACGCCCACAGGAAUGGGCAAACCUGUGGUAUGCCCUUGCGUUGGUGCGGCACAGGCCCCCUGACUCCUUCCUGGAGGCUACGGCACGGGACGGGCUUCCUUGCGCUAGUCCUCAGGAGUGCGCCAACCUGCUGUGGUCCCUGGCCUCUCUGGGCCUGUACGAUCAGCGGCUGGUGGAUGCGCUGGGAGAACGGCUGGGGGAGCUGUUGGGGGAGAAGGGGAGAGAAGGCGCAAAGAAGCAAAACCUUGCCAACAGCCUGUGGGCGCUUGCAGUGAUGGGCCCUGACGUGCUGUCCCGCCACAGCGGCCUGUUGGAGGGGCUGCUGAUAGAGGUGGUGCGGAGGUGGGAGCAGGAGGGGAGCGAUGGCUUUACAAGGGGGGAACUGGCCCAGUUGUGGCAGGUGCAGCAGGAGCUAGGUAAGGGCAGGGCCAGGGGCAGGCCACGUAAGGGUGCUAAGAAGCUGGAGCUCAUCCUAGCUGGGGAUGUUGACGGUCAGGACAGGGAAAUGCUCCAGGCAAUGCGAGCUGCAGCUGAGGAGGAGAGGCUGGACCCCACCACCUCCGAGCUGCAGCAGGCUGUGGUCCGUGUCCUCCAGCAGCUGCAGUCAGCCGCUGGCCAGGACAGCCCCCUCAGCCCCGCUUCCAGCAGCGACCCCAGCAGCCCCAUCCUGGCCAUCCUCCCCGAGCACCCGGUGGAGGCGCUGUGCUGCCGGGUGGACGUGGUGGUGGAGCUGGCGGGAGGGAGGCGGGUAGCAGUGGAGGUGGACGGGCCAUGGCACUUCCUGGCCAACCACCCACACACAGGCACCAAGACCGGACGCACCCAGCUGCGGGACAGGCAGUUGGAGCGGGUGUUUGGGGCGGGGAAUGUGGUGAGCGUGCCGUACUGGGAAUGGGACGCGUUGAGGCGGGGAAAAGAGAGGCAGCACUACUUGGGCGGUCUCCUGGGUGUUGGAGUGCCUUAAGACGUGAACAGCGUUUAGAGUCGUGUUUUGCCCUUCGCAAGAAGCAGGCUGGAGCCCGGCAACAUGCCGGUUUUGUUUAGUACAGUAGGCUGGCAAAAGGGUACAUGUACAUAAAGGUGUUUCAGUGCUAUACCGGUUGAUGCAGAAGGUCAGGCCUCCGCUCAAUGUGGCUGCGUGUUGAAGGAGAUCCCUACCUGUCAUUCUCUUGGAUGAGCAGCAGGUAGGAAAUCAUCAAACAUGCGGUGUGCCUGAUUCCUACCCUGCAUGUGAGGUUUGGUGCCCUACCUGGAGCCUGCAUACAUGGUCAACAUGGAGGUAUCAUAGGCUGCUCGAGUGGUCGAUAGCUAUGCCACGGUUGUCGCAAUGUCAAGUGUAUGCUAUGAUGUGGUAUGCUGUUACAUGGUGGGGGCCCUAUGCUAUGCCUUCUGGCUGUCAGCACAUGCCUAACGUCACUAACAACAAAGCAUGGAAUGGUUAUAC
Molecule: messenger RNA, 3339 nt
Organism: Astrephomene gubernaculifera
Lineage: Eukaryota; Viridiplantae; Chlorophyta; Chlorophyceae; Chlamydomonadales; Astrephomenaceae
Source: the annotation of a GenBank genome assembly